Zychaea mexicana is the source of this 1232-nucleotide messenger RNA. RefSeq lists its product as uncharacterized. Gene Ontology annotation, molecular function: DNA-binding transcription activator activity, RNA polymerase II-specific; RNA polymerase II transcription regulatory region sequence-specific DNA binding. The transcript is spliced from 2 exons. Gene Ontology annotation, biological process: regulation of transcription by RNA polymerase II. The coding region runs from base 48 to 920 and encodes 290 amino acids. Gene Ontology annotation, cellular component: nucleus. The record is from RefSeq and is a predicted model, not a curated record. Lineage: Eukaryota; Fungi; Mucoromycota; Mucoromycetes; Mucorales; Lichtheimiaceae.
UCUGUUCUUCUUUAGCUUACUCAUCAUUCCACAAUAUUUCUGUUGCCAUGUCUUCUUCUUAUGACCCAUUCAUCGAGUCGCUUGUCUUUGAUACCAGCACAGUAUCAUCAUCUGGCAGCACCUCCCCAGAAACGUACACGGAGGAUUUAGAGCUAUGGACCAAUGCACAAUUCACUUUUGACGUUGCUCCGGGAAGUGCGAUCCAAGACAAGCCUUCUAACGCGCCAACAACAACAGCACCAACAUCAUCGACCACUGCUGCCAACUCUCUUUUGUCUUUGAAUAUACCCCAAUUUUCUACUGCAACUACUGAUCCAAGCAACGAAUUGUUCAAAUUGCUGGGGCUGGAUCAUUUAUUACAGCAGCAGCAGCAGCAACUACUACAACACUCUGUCCCUGCUAUCACUACUGCUGCCACUACUGCUGCCGGCAUCCGAGCAGCACCUCCACUACUACUGCCCAAGGUCGAUCCGUCGCAAGCCAAGAACAAUAACACGUCGCCACCAGUACCGGCUGCGAAACUGCCAAAUGUUUCAACCGAAAAGCGUAACGCCAACAAUAAGCGAGUACGUGCAGACGAGGAACUAGGUGCCCAAGAGCGCGAAGCGGUUGAAGAAGAUAAGCGACGUCGCAAUACGGCAGCAAGUGCACGAUUCCGUGCAAAGAAGAAGGUUCGGGAACAAGCCAUGGAACAGACGGUCAAAGACAUGGCAGAGAAAUCUGAAAAGCUGGAGGAGCGCGUUCAAUCGCUUGAACGAGAGAUCAAAUGGCUACGGACGCUUCUCAUUGAAAAGAACAAAAAGAACGACGAACGACAAGAAACACCAUUAGCACCAUUACCAUCACCGACACCAUCAUCAUCAUCAUCAUCAUCACUGGCGUCAGCAUCAUCAACAUCUUUAGUAUCAACAUCAUCAUGAAGUCAUGUAAACUAUCAAAACAUCAUUCAUCAUCACUAUUACAACAAUUGCGACUACAAAAAGCAUCAUAUCCCAACACUACCUACAUCACUACGCUAUCUACCCCCUCAAAGCAAAACAAUCGCUCUCUUUUCUUUUUCUUAUGCUGUCAACUGUGUACAUUUGGAAGAGUCCCUAAUUUUUUAUAUCUAUGCCUGCUUAUAUCUUGUGUAUAUGCGUUUUGAUUUGUCAUCGUGCCUCAUUCAUAACGAGAGAAUAAGAAAUAAAACCUGAAGUUGAAGCGCAGCGUGCGCGGCCUUCUAUAAAAGUUAA